This is a messenger RNA of Salmo salar (Atlantic salmon), 2280 nucleotides long. Its product is annotated as homeobox protein Dlx3b. Gene Ontology annotation, molecular function: DNA-binding transcription factor activity, RNA polymerase II-specific; RNA polymerase II cis-regulatory region sequence-specific DNA binding. Gene Ontology annotation, biological process: epithelial cell differentiation; embryo development; regulation of transcription by RNA polymerase II. NCBI's taxonomy places the organism in Eukaryota, Metazoa, Chordata, Actinopteri, Salmoniformes, Salmonidae. The record is from RefSeq and is a predicted model, not a curated record.
UUUUUUUAUGCACAACUCCACUGAAGAAUGGUGCAAAUCCUUGUUUCAGAUAGACAGAUGUUGACUAAACAUGUAUUAGUUAGGCCUAAUAAACACAUCCAACAGAAAAUGUAUCUUCUACUUUCAGAAAGGUUAUGGGACUGUGGUUCGGGCCGGGGGAUGUUCUGGAAAUUUUCGAGUUUAGCCCUCAGGGUAAACGAAGCAGAGACUGUUUGGAACCAAUGGGAAUGAAGCAUACACCCCCCUCGCUCUGUAAUUUUGAGUUCAGUUGGGUUGGGUGCCGCCACAGUGCAGUGCAGUCUCGCCGAGGGACGUUGGAUAGGCUCUGAGGAGUUCGAUGCUCCACAAUAGGCCUAUUGUUUUGGUUUUAUUUUGUGGAGUUGAUGUUUUCUUUUCAAACUUGUAUUUCAACUUACUACGCCUUUCUUACAAGUCUCCACUAUUUCUGGAGGUUUUUAUUAGGAGAGUGAAGGAGGGCGGUGCAGGAUGAAUGGAACUACUUCUGAGAAGGCGGCAUCGAGCCUGUCGUCUGAUCUCCACGCCACAGUGAGCUGUCACCCGGGCUCCAAUGAUUUCCCAACGCUGCCAAAGUCCUCUCCCAUGGACAUGGGGUUCUACAGCGGCCAGACGACGCACAGCCACCACGGCUACUACCCCAGCCACUGCCAGUCCUGCUCGCAACCAAUGAAGCCAUACUCGUAUGAUCACCAUUACAAUCUCCAUGGGAUUGGGGUAUCGAGGGCCUACAUUGCAAAAUCGGAAUACCCUUAUCCCCAGAAGCAAUACGCUCAUUACACCGGGGACAUACAGUCCCAUCUCCAAGAUAUCGAGGGUCCCUGGUUCGAGGCGAGGAGAGGGACGGAAGCUAUACUGUUACACAUGCCCAUUUGCAACCACGCCUUCUCCGAUGUUGGUUACAAGGCGGUACUUAUUUAAAUUAGUGAAAGAGGAACCAGAGCCUGAGGUGAGAAUGGUCAACGGAAAGCCUAGAAAAAUCAGAAAACCUCGCACCAUAUAUUCGAGUUACCAGCUCGCUGCGUUGCAACAUCGCUUCCAGGGAGCUCAGUAUUUGUCUCUUCCUGAGAGAGCCGAACUAGCGGCUCAUCUCGGCGUGACACAAACACAGGUCAAGAUCUGGUUCCAGAAUCGGCGUUCCAAAUUCAAGAAGCUGUACACAAACGGGGAAGUUCCACUGGACCACAGCCCAGGAGCCAGUGACUCUAUGUCCUGCAAUUCACCCCCGUCACUGGCCAUUUGGGACAGUAGUGUACCCACAGACCCUGCCACAAGAGAGCAGGCUCCCCAGCCCUCCCUCAGCUCCUCUCUAUGUUAUGUGGAGGACUACACUCAUCACUGGUAUCAACAGACCUCACAGUCACGCUCACAGCACUCAGGACUGGUUCUUCAGCACACAACACCACCAAAGAAUAUGGGGGCGGUGUACUAAUACAAAACGUAUCGGUACAAACUGUGGUCCAACAAGAUGGCCGCUCAUUGGAAUAAAGCCUAGAGGGCUGUGAUGGGAUUUGUGUGCCAAUACAGAGGGCUGAAGUUCACGGACAAGUUGGGAAACAUGCACAAGGACUUGUUGUCUCUGUUGUUCCUUUUGGAUUCAAAACAGAGGAACUGUAUACAAAAAUAAUGGACAAAUCCAUGUUCUGUUUAGAUGGAUGUUUAGAGUGAUAAGUUGCUAAUAUUAUCAGUUGCUCAUUUCACUCUGUUGGAGAGAUUUGAUAUGAGAAUGGAUGGAAUAGCAGCCAAUUUGGUGGCACUUUCCUUUAUAGUGGCCCACUGUGGGACCAUUAACUGAACAUAUUCUUUUAAAUAUAUACUGUCAGUGCAUUCAACACCCUUUGUUUCUUCACAAUAUGAAACACCCACAGAUACAUGGAAGUAGUGUGUACCAUUUUCAUACAUUCAUAAAUUAUACUUGCCAUUUCUUGCAUUUAUAUAGAUGUAAUUAAGGCUCAAUUCACAUAUUGAGCCAUACAACAUUUUAUUACACAAUGGUUCAAAACGAAACAUCUCUUGGAAGUUGCAGAGAACUAUAAGAAAUAAAAACGUGUAUUUGGUACUUUGCAUUUGCAAUAGAUUUUUGGUAAAAGCCAUAAACUCAGGUUGUUAUUUAUAAUGUAGCCUAUUUUAUACUCUAUUGAUAUGUUAAUAGAACUUCAAUGUGAGAACUUAAAAAAUUGAAUUGUGACACUGGUGCCUGAGAAACACAUAUUUUAUAGUUAGUCUUUUGAGUGAAUAAUAAAGUUUUUGUUUUUAUUAAUUCUA